Ectocarpus sp. CCAP 1310/34 is the source of this 4029-nucleotide messenger RNA. Lineage: Eukaryota; Phaeophyceae; Ectocarpales; Ectocarpaceae. The record is from the annotation of a GenBank genome assembly.
AUGGUAAAUCAACCCCCCUUGUCGGCGUUGUGUGGUAAUGAUGGGGUGAAACAGAUGGGCGCCAAGAAGACCAAGAAGGGGCGAGGUUCGCGAAAACGAAACAUCGACGUUGAUCCUGCGCAACAAAAAGUCACGAUUGCGACGUGGAACGGGCACCGCGGACGAGGCGGCCGGACGAGCACUCCGCCGGAAUCGCAGGAGGGCCCGGCUCAACCUCCUCGUCGUCCUUCCUCCUUGACAUCGGGUACAACACCGCUGACGACGACGACGACUUCGACGAAGACGACAACAGCACGAGCAGCGCAGAGAGAAAGGGAUGGUGCCGUAGGGGCUGCCGGAAGGAAUCGCUACCCCGCCGCUAGUGGUCGUGCUCAAGCACCACUAAGUGGUAAGACGAAGCCCCCUCUUACGCUAGAGGAGCUGUCCGAGGGAAUGCUAACGCAGGAAGCCAUCCGGGUGGCGGCGGGGAAGGCGACGACACGACAACUACGAGACGUCUCUAGGCUCCAAAUCGUUAUCGACAGCUCGAUGGUCAGCAUUGAAGGCGUGUGGGACGCGGUGCCCAAACUCCACACCCUAACUCUCGACGGGAGCCGCCUCGAAAGCUUUCGUGACCUCGGGGUGGGCCUCAGGCACCUCAACACGCUGUCCUUGGAGUCAUCCUGCGUGGAAGAUUUGGACGGGAUCGGGGCAUUGUCUGGGCUCCGCGAGCUGCGCCUAGCGCGGAACCAGGUAUCGGACGUGACUCCCCUGGCUUGCCACGGGUGCUUGCAAGUUUUGGGCCUUGAGCGGAAUCGUGUCAACGACAUGAAGGCUCUGGAGAUUCUGAGCUCACUGCCUCUUCUAUACAGCCUAAACUUAAGCCAGAACCCUCUCACGGAGUCCCUGAGCAAGCUUCGCGACGGGAGAGGGAGAGGAGUGGUGCGCCAACUCAUCCCUCAGAUUAGAGUCCUCGAUGGCAUCCACCUUUCCAGCGGGGAGGGCGGCGCGGUCGACGCCCAAACGUUGGAUGAGGCCGUCGACCUCAUCUGCCGGGACGCGUCUCGCGCUCGUGCGGCCUGGUCCGAGGAAGGCGUAACGGAGGUGGUGGCGGCAGCGGCAGCGGUAGGGGCUGCAUCAACCGCGACGACCAUCAAGGUUGUUCAGCAAGAUCGAUGGCGACCCGAUGGAGUUGGUAAAGAUGAAUGCCUCCCGCUGGCCGGGUUGAAUAGUUGUUUUCCUCGAUCACCUACCAAGCCAGGGGUGGCGACGGUGGCGGGGUUGGGCGGAGGUGGGUCCCCGAUACCACCGCAGCUGGUGCCCGGUCAAGGGGGAGGCAUACACUGGGAUAGUGACUUGACUCAAGGGGGGCGACAGGCACUAUCUGGGAACCCAAGCUCUGCGAUUCGAAGGCACCAGUGCAGGGGAGGGACGGGCAACGGUCGGAAUGAAGACACACCAACACGGGUUCUGGAAACGUUAGACCUUGCUAAGGUCAUGGAGCGGGGGCUGAAACAGAGGCACAGCACGCAGCAAUCGGCAGACAGGGUGUCGGAGUGGCGGAGAGAAACAAGCUCCGAUUCCGUCCCUCGAGAAGAAGACCCUUCGUAUGAGCCGCUCGACGGAACUGCUCCGCCUUCACCGCUAGUGCUAGAAGCCAUACCUCUUUCAUCGUCGAGCGCUGUCGAUGGUGGGUUUGACCGUCGAGCGCGACUAAUCGAAGGUGGACGAAAGGAUAGCGGCAUCCUCGCACCGAAAGCAACAACAACGUGGGCAUCGUCGACGACAAGUGUGGCCAACCCCCCGAAGUCAUCAGCAGCAGCAGCGGCAGCAGCUGCCGACGAUGGCGUGAGGAAAACACUGUCGACGGGGAAGGGAGGGACGCGAGCCUCGUCCGGCAGGCCGUGGACAAGCGAAGGCGUUUUCGGGGCUAGCAGCAGGGGCGGCGGGACCGCAAGCGCCACGAAUCAACGGCGGGCGCCACCUGGGCAAGAACGACACUGGGGCGCGGCGGGCGACGAUAGAGGGGAGUCCGGAGGGAGAAGGAGGGGAGGGGAAGGGGAGCCGGAGGCGCGGUCCCAUCGGCGCCGUCGCCGCCCUCAGACGGCCAAGGAGGCUCCCGGGAAGCGAUGCAUGAAUGGAGGACUUUUCGACGGCGAACAAGACGAGAUGUUCCGGAACUACAGAAACGCCUCCUGGCAGCCGGUAUGGGAGUCGCUCCAGACCGCACGGUUGAUCUCCUCUCCGAGGCUCUUCCAGACCACGAACACGAGCGUGGCAGCACCAAACCCGGCAGCCGCGGCCGGCGUUGAACGGGGUGAUUUGGGAGGCGGGCCUGCAACGCAAGCUGGCGAUGGGGCGCGGUGGAAAAUCGGCAGCGUCGACUUUGGGCGGCAGAGGCGGGCGAGAGCGACGGUGAGAGCAUCCCGGGGAGGGGAUGAUGCAAACUAUCUCGACCUCGACGAGACUGACGGCGCGAGCUCUGCCCGAGACGAAGGGGAAGGGGCCGAGAGCAGCGGCGGUGACGACUCCCAGGAGGCCGACGACAGAACCGAGAUCAAGAAAAGGGCGUCGGGUUUCUGUUCUCCUGCUUCUAAGGCGUCCGUCGGGAGCGGAAUAGCCUCUCGUUUAUCCACCUCUAGGUCCCGCGGCGUCCCGACUUCGUCUUCCUCCCCGUCGGCGGUGUUACCGGCGGAGGCGGCGGCAGUAGCAUCGUCCACGAGCGCGGUUGCUUGCGAGUGGAAGAACGAGGCCACACCGCAGCAGCCAGGAGAUAAACCUGUAGAGGGCAACAGCAGUGGUCGACAACCUCCGAAGGCCCGGCGGAGAGAAGCCGUGAGUUCAUUUUCGUGGAGACCACUGAAAGUCAUGGACGACACGAGUAGCAGCGGCGGCGGCAGCGACAACAACAGCAGCGAGGAUGACGGAGGUUGCUGCGUCAGGAGAGCUUUCAAACUGGCAGCGCCGGGGAGGAAAAUGAGCGUUCGUCACACGGAAGAUGGUCGCCGUGGGAGUUGUAGUGGUGUUGCUGUUGGUGUUGGUGCAAGAGCUGCUGUUGGGAGCGACGGCGGGGGAAGGGAUGGCGAUAGUAGCAGUAUUACUGGUGGAUUCAGGCCGUCACCAAAUAGGGUCACGUCAGUUCACGCGAGCCGUAAGCUGGGGUUCGACCUGAAGAGGUCUCUGGCGGCGAUCGAGGAGUGGACUGACAAGACCCCGGCAGGGGCGAUCAUCGGCGGCGGCAACCACUGUGCGAACACUCCGCGCCAAGAGGCGCCGAACGACAGCAGAAAAAAUCAGCCAGCGCCGUUCUUCGUCGAACACACCCCUUCCCUUUCCCCUUCCCCAAGAGGCACAGCACCCUUCUCCUCACCCCCGGUCAAAUCGAAUUCACUUGCCGUGCGAGAGUCCAAAGGUGGUGGUUGUCUGUCGAGCGCCGUGAUAUCCGAUAGCAGCAUGAUGCCACAGACAAUCGACCACAGAUCUCGGGCGAAGGCGACGGUCGUCCCCGAUAUCAUUGGCAUUGCACGGACCGACGACGGCGACGACGACGGCGACGACGAUGGGGAGCCGGUGCUAAGCGUCGCCGCGGCGAGAGCAGCGCUCGGCAUGAGCAAAGGGUUAACCGCCGCCGCCACUUCCACAACCCCACGGAGCGGGCGUGCAUGGGUUGCUCCAACACCGGCCGAGAUAGACGCGCUCACCGCCGAAGGAAUCGACGGACGCGUUGGUCUCGUUCCCUCCUCCUCCGCGACUCAAGCGUGUGCCUCCAAGCGGAACGAAUACGAGAGCAGGCAGGCAGGCUCGGCAGGGUCUUUAGCAGGCGUAGCCGUAGGAAUGUGCGACGAGGACCUCAAGGAGAUGCUCAAGAAGCAGCCCCGAAUGGUGCCGGAGCUCCGCACCAAGGAGCACUUCAGGGAGUUCUUCCAGGGGAUGGGGGCCGAGCGGAUGGAGCGACUCCUCCGAGGGGCGUACGAAGACUUGUCGCCGGACCAGGUUGGCAAGAAGGUCAAGAAACGCCUUGGGCUUGUGGGAGACAAGCUGGCGUGGUGA